CAUGUAGUGUUUAAGAGCUUUGAGAUACUUUUCUGUAUGGUCUUAAGUACCUAUGGGACCAGCUGAUCCUAUUUUGGGAGUAGCUGCUUAAUUCAAGGCUGAUCCAAGCACUUAAAAAGUAAAUUUAAGUAUAGGAGCUUAUCGUGAUAAUGAUGGAAAGCCAGUUGUACUUGAGUCAGUUAAAAGAGUAACUAAAUUAAUAUAUAAUAGGCUGAAUAAAUAAUAAAGGAGAAGAAAUUAGAUAAUGAAUAUCUUCCAGUUGAAGGACUUCAAUCAUUUAUUGAUGCUUCUAUAAAAUUAGGUUAUGGAGAUGCUUAUUAUGCUUAAAAUGGAAAAAGUAUUGCAGGAUGUUAAGUAUUGAGUGGAACAGGUGCAGUUAGACUUGGAUUUGAAUUUGCUAAGAAAUUCUUACCUUAAGGUACAAAAGUAUAUAUGCCAAAUCCAACAUGGCCAAAUCAUCAUAAUAUUGCUAGAAUGGCAGGAUUAGAAAUUUUAGAAUAUCGUUAUUUUGAUCCAAAAACACGUGGAGUUGAUUUUUCAGGAUUAGUAGAAGAUUUGAAUAAGGCUUAAAAUGGAUCAGUUAUCUUAUUCCAUGCUUGUGCUCAUAAUCCAACUGGUUGUGAUUUGACAUCAGCUUAAUGGACAUAAUUAUUAGAUUUGACUAAAAAGAAGAAUUUCCUUCCAUUUUUUGAUAUGGCUUAUUAAGGUUUCACAAGUGGAGAUGUAAAUAAAGAUGCUGAAGCAGUUAGAUUAUUUACAAAUUAAGGAGUUUCUAUUGUUUUAGGAUAAUCAUUUGCUAAAAAUAUGGGAUUAUAUGGGUAAAGAACAGGAUGUCUUAGUUUUGUAUGUGCUAAUUAAUAAGAAAAAGAGAAAGUUGUUUCAUAAUUGAAAUUGUUAGCUAGACCAUUAUGGUCAAGUCCACCACUUCAUGGUGCUAGAGUAGCUGAUAUCAUUCUCAAUACACCAGAACUUAAUUAAUUAUGGUUAUCAGAAGUUAAAAUGAUGGCAACUAGAAUUUAAUUAAUGAGAGUAAGUUUAGCUGAAACUUUAAAGAAUCUAGGUUCUCCUCAUGAUUGGUCACACAUAUCCAAAUAAAUUGGUAUGUUUGCAUUUACUGUAAUAAUUUAAUUCAUAUUUUUUAGGGUGUUGNGGUCUUAAGUACCUAUGGGACCAGCUGAUCCUAUUUUGGGAGUAGCUGCUUAAUUCAAGGCUGAUCCAAGCACUUAAAAAGUAAAUUUAAGUAUAGGAGCUUAUCGUGAUAAUGAUGGAAAGCCAGUUGUACUUGAGUCAGUUAAAAGAGUAACUAAAUUAAUAUAUAAUAGGCUGAAUAAAUAAUAAAGGAGAAGAAAUUAGAUAAUGAAUAUCUUCCAGUUGAAGGACUUCAAUCAUUUAUUGAUGCUUCUAUAAAAUUAGGUUAUGGAGAUGCUUAUUAUGCUUAAAAUGGAAAAAGUAUUGCAGGAUGUUAAGUAUUGAGUGGAACAGGUGCAGUUAGACUUGGAUUUGAAUUUGCUAAGAAAUUCUUACCUUAAGGUACAAAAGUAUAUAUGCCAAAUCCAACAUGGCCAAAUCAUCAUAAUAUUGCUAGAAUGGCAGGAUUAGAAAUUUUAGAAUAUCGUUAUUUUGAUCCAAAAACACGUGGAGUUGAUUUUUCAGGAUUAGUAGAAGAUUUGAAUAAGGCUUAAAAUGGAUCAGUUAUCUUAUUCCAUGCUUGUGCUCAUAAUCCAACUGGUUGUGAUUUGACAUCAGCUUAAUGGACAUAAUUAUUAGAUUUGACUAAAAAGAAGAAUUUCCUUCCAUUUUUUGAUAUGGCUUAUUAAGGUUUCACAAGUGGAGAUGUAAAUAAAGAUGCUGAAGCAGUUAGAUUAUUUACAAAUUAAGGAGUUUCUAUUGUUUUAGGAUAAUCAUUUGCUAAAAAUAUGGGAUUAUAUGGGUAAAGAACAGGAUGUCUUAGUUUUGUAUGUGCUAAUUAAUAAGAAAAAGAGAAAGUUGUUUCAUAAUUGAAAUUGUUAGCUAGACCAUUAUGGUCAAGUCCACCACUUCAUGGUGCUAGAGUAGCUGAUAUCAUUCUCAAUACACCAGAACUUAAUUAAUUAUGGUUAUCAGAAGUUAAAAUGAUGGCAACUAGAAUUUAAUUAAUGAGAGUAAGUUUAGCUGAAACUUUAAAGAAUCUAGGUUCUCCUCAUGAUUGGUCACACAUAUCCAAAUAAAUUGGUAUGUUUGCAUUUACUGUAAUAAUUUAAUUCAUAUUUUUUAGGGUGUUGGUCCAGAUCAUGUAAAAGAAUUGAUUGCUAAAUAUCAUAUCUAUUUAUUAAGUAGUGGAAGAAUAUCAAUUGCAGGAUUAAAUGAAGGAAAUGUUAAGUAUGUUGCUGAAGCAUUCCAUGAUGUGACCAAGAAUACAAAAUUGUGAAGUAUUAAUNCAGUUGUACUUGAGUCAGUUAAAAGAGUAACUAAAUUAAUAUAUAAUAGGCUGAAUAAAUAAUAAAGGAGAAGAAAUUAGAUAAUGAAUAUCUUCCAGUUGAAGGACUUCAAUCAUUUAUUGAUGCUUCUAUAAAAUUAGGUUAUGGAGAUGCUUAUUAUGCUUAAAAUGGAAAAAGUAUUGCAGGAUGUUAAGUAUUGAGUGGAACAGGUGCAGUUAGACUUGGAUUUGAAUUUGCUAAGAAAUUCUUACCUUAAGGUACAAAAGUAUAUAUGCCAAAUCCAACAUGGCCAAAUCAUCAUAAUAUUGCUAGAAUGGCAGGAUUAGAAAUUUUAGAAUAUCGUUAUUUUGAUCCAAAAACACGUGGAGUUGAUUUUUCAGGAUUAGUAGAAGAUUUGAAUAAGGCUUAAAAUGGAUCAGUUAUCUUAUUCCAUGCUUGUGCUCAUAAUCCAACUGGUUGUGAUUUGACAUCAGCUUAAUGGACAUAAUUAUUAGAUUUGACUAAAAAGAAGAAUUUCCUUCCAUUUUUUGAUAUGGCUUAUUAAGGUUUCACAAGUGGAGAUGUAAAUAAAGAUGCUGAAGCAGUUAGAUUAUUUACAAAUUAAGGAGUUUCUAUUGUUUUAGGAUAAUCAUUUGCUAAAAAUAUGGGAUUAUAUGGGUAAAGAACAGGAUGUCUUAGUUUUGUAUGUGCUAAUUAAUAAGAAAAAGAGAAAGUUGUUUCAUAAUUGAAAUUGUUAGCUAGACCAUUAUGGUCAAGUCCACCACUUCAUGGUGCUAGAGUAGCUGAUAUCAUUCUCAAUACACCAGAACUUAAUUAAUUAUGGUUAUCAGAAGUUAAAAUGAUGGCAACUAGAAUUUAAUUAAUGAGAGUAAGUUUAGCUGAAACUUUAAAGAAUCUAGGUUCUCCUCAUGAUUGGUCACACAUAUCCAAAUAAAUUGGUAUGUUUGCAUUUACUGUAAUAAUUUAAUUCAUAUUUUUUAGGGUGUUGGUCCAGAUCAUGUAAAAGAAUUGAUUGCUAAAUAUCAUAUCUAUUUAUUAAGUAGUGGAAGAAUAUCAAUUGCAGGAUUAAAUGAAGGAAAUGUUAAGUAUGUUGCUGAAGCAUUCCAUGAUGUGACCAAGAAUACAAAAUUGUGAAGU
Paramecium pentaurelia is the source of this 3554-nucleotide messenger RNA. The record is from the annotation of a GenBank genome assembly. Lineage: Eukaryota; Ciliophora; Oligohymenophorea; Peniculida; Parameciidae.